AUGGCUGAUCCCGUAGCAGAAGAACGCGUGUCGCAAGUUAGUGAACUCUGCUGUGAAUGUGGUCAGAUCCAUCUCUUGCUGGACAAUCAUCUCUACAACUUUCAGGAAGAAGUGGAUGAUGAACUCAUCUGCCACAUCUGCCUUCAGCCUCUGCUCCAACCCAUGGACACCCCCUGUGGACAUACGUACUGUUUCAAGUGCCUUGAAAACUUCAUGCAGGAGUAUAACUUUUGUCCUAUGGAUCGGAAAAAGCUCUCUUUCCAGCAGUGCCACAAGUCCAGCCUUCUAGUACGAAACCUGUUGGAUAAGCUGAUUGUCUUCUGUCCUUUCAAGGCAGAGUGCCAGCAGACAAUGCAGCGGUGUGAACUAGAAGCUCAUCUGCAGAACAGGUGUCCUGGUUUCAAGAAAUACAAAUCUGAGCUGCAGCGGAAAAAGAAUCCCAUUUCUAAAGGGAAGGAAGAUCCCCCUACCAAGGUGGAGACAAACACACCUAAGGAUCCAGAGGCACCAAGCGGAGGAUCAUCACUUGUGGCAGAAAGCUCUGCAGCUGCUGUGGUAUCGCUAGGGACUGCAGAGCCUGGACUGGUUAAUCCAGCUUUUGAGGAGGCUGAAGAAGACCUUCCUCAGAGAUCUAGUCUUGUGGCUGAAACAACCACCAUUGAAAUUCACCGAGAAGACUCGGAGGAAGAGCUGGGGAUGAGGAUAGUUGGGGGCAAAGACACCCCACUAGGAAACAUUGUUGUCCAGGAAGUCUUGCGGGAUUCUGUCAUUGCUGCAGAUGGAAGAAUAGCACCUGGGGACCAUAUUCUUGAGGUGAAUGGCGUCAACAUCAGCAGUGUGACUCACUGUCAAGCCGUCUCCUUCCUGCGCCACCCAGGUCCUGUUCUCCACCUCAUGGUCCUGCAGGAGAAGGGCUUUUCCAACAAGACUGCACAGCAGGAUUCCACUUCUGCUACAAAUCGGGAAGUGAUCCACGUUACCUUGAUAAAGAGAGACCGAUCUGAACCCUUGGGAAUCAAACUGAUCAGGAAGACCGAUGAGGCAGGGAUUUUUAUUCUAGAUCUCUUAGAGGGAGGCUUGGCAGCCAAAAAUGGAAAACUGAGUCGGAAUGACAGAGUUCUGUCAAUAAAUGGCCAGGAUUUGAGGCAAGGAACACCUGAGGCUGCUGCGCAGAUAAUUCAGACCACUGAAUCAAGAGUGAACUUUGUCGUCCUGAGGCAGCCAGGCGUACAGCUGUCGGACCCAGUAGAAGACAGCAGCACAUCAAAUAGCAGCAGCAGCAGCAAUGGAGGAAGCCCGGUGCACCAUCGGAGACGACUAGACCAGAAUCACUAUAGAAGAAAAUCUAACUACCAGAAGGAUUUACCUCAGGGAUACGUAAGCCACGAAAAGACAGUUGCAAUAAAAAAGGAACCAAAGGAAUCUUUAGGAAUAACAAUUGGAGGUGGAAGGGACAAUAAAAACAAGCUGCCUAUAUAUGUAACGAGUGUGCAGCCCAUCGGAUGCCUCUUCAGGGAUGGCAGAAUCAAGCGAGGAGAUGUGCUUUUGAGUAUAAAUGGCAUUGAUCUGACUCAUCUGAACUACUAUGAAGCUGUCUCAGCACUGAAAUCAAAUGCAGCUUCCCACUCAGUCGUCCUGAAAGCCUUGGAAAUCAUUUCACUGAACUCGACAGAGCCAUCUCUGGACAUCAAGGAGCAAGGCUUCAGCUGGUCUCCCCUCUGGAUCACGUGGCUCGGAUUGCCUAGCUACCUUCACUGCUGUCAAGAUAUCGUCCUCAGUAAAGGCAACCUGGAAAGCUGGGGCUUCAGCAUUGUUGGAGGCUUUGAGGAAAGCAAGGGAAACCAACCGUUCUUCAUCAAAACCAUAGUGCCUGGGACUCCCGCCUUCCGAGACAGGAAACUGAAGUGUGGAGAUGAAAUAGUGGCAGUAAAUGGCGUGCCAGCGAUAGGAAUGAGCAACUCGGAACUAAUCCCAAUGCUGAAGGAACAAAGGAACAAAGUCACGCUUACUGUGGUGUCCUGGCCGGGAAGCCUCGUGUGAAAGCUCCAACA
This is a messenger RNA of Opisthocomus hoazin, 2051 nucleotides long. The record is from RefSeq and is a predicted model, not a curated record. Lineage: Eukaryota; Metazoa; Chordata; Aves; Opisthocomiformes; Opisthocomidae.